Messenger RNA from Miscanthus lutarioriparius, 3063 nucleotides. The record is from the annotation of a GenBank genome assembly. Lineage: Eukaryota; Viridiplantae; Streptophyta; Magnoliopsida; Poales; Poaceae.
AUGGAGAGCUACCUGGAGGAGCGGUUCGGCGGCGUGCAGGCCAAGAACUCCUCCGAGGAGGCGCUCCGCCGCUGGCGCCGCCUCUGCAGCGUCGUCAAGAACCCCAAGCGCCGCUUCCGCUUCACCGCCAACCUCGAGAAGCGCGGCGAGGCUGAGGCCAUCAAGCAUGCCAACCACGAGAAGCUGCGCGUCGCUGUGCUCGUCUCGAAGGCUGCACUGCAGUUUCUACAUGGCCUCUCCCUGCGAAGCGAGUACAUUGUCCCUGAGGAAGUCAAGGCUGCAGGUUUUCAGAUCUGUGCCGAUGAGCUGGGGUCCAUUGUCGAGGGCCAUGAUAGUAAGAAGCUCAUCACCCAUGGUGGAGUUGAUGGAAUUGCAGAAAAACUUGCGACUUCGAAGAUGGACGGGCUAAGCACAGCCGAUGAUAGCGUUAAGCGCAGGCAAGACAUAUAUGGAGUAAACAAGUUCACAGAAAGUGAGGUCCGCAGUUUCUGGGUGUUUGUAUGGGAGGCUCUUCAAGACACCACUCUUAUAAUUCUCGCUGUCUGCGCGUUCGUGUCGCUGGUUGUUGGCAUUGUGAUGGAAGGGUGGCCAAAAGGCGCUCAUGAAGGUCUUGGAAUUGUUGCAAGUAUCCUCUUGGUUGUGUUUGUGACUGCGACAAGUGACUAUCGGCAGUCGCUGCAGUUCAAGGACCUGGACAAGGAGAAAAAGAAAAUCCAAGUACAGGUUACAAGGAAUGGUUUCAGGCAAAGGCUAUCGAUAUAUGAUCUUCUUCCUGGUGAUGUUGUCCAUUUAGCAAUUGGAGAUCAGGUCCCUGCAGAUGGGCUCUUCAUUUCUGGAUUCUCUCUAUUGAUCAAUGAAUCCAGCCUAACUGGUGAAAGUGAACCUGUCGCUGUAAGUGAAGACAACCCUUUCCUCUUGUCGGGGACCAAAGUACAAGAUGGCUCCUGCAAGAUGCUGGUCACAACUGUUGGCAUGCGCACCCAAUGGGGAAAACUGAUGGCCACUCUCAGUGAAGGCGGCGAUGAUGAAACCCCACUGCAGGUCAAACUUAAUGGAGUUGCAACUAUUAUUGGUCAGAUUGGACUAUUUUUUGCUGUUAUAACUUUCAUCGUCCUGUCCCAAGGGCUUUUCAGUAAGAAAUACCAUGAACGGAUGCUUUUAAGCUUGUCAGGAGAUGAUGCAUUGGAGCUGCUGGAGCAUUUUGCUAUUGCAGUUACCAUUGUUGUUGUCGCUGUUCCUGAGGGAUUGCCAUUAGCCGUCACGCUGAGUCUUGCAUUUGCCAUGAAGAAAAUGAUGAAUGACAAAGCACUGGUUCGCCACUUAGCUGCAUGUGAGACUAUGGGUUCAGCUACUGCCAUCUGCAGCGACAAGACAGGAACACUGACAACCAAUCAUAUGACUGUUGUUAAGGCCGGCAUCUGCGGAAACAUCAAGGAAGUUAAUGGUUCUGAGAAUGCAUCCAAGUUACGCUCUGAACUUCCAGAGAUUGUUGUUAAAACUCUUCUGGAGUCUAUAUUUAACAAUACAGGUGGUGAGGUUGUAAUUAACCAGGAUGGUAAAUAUCAGAUCCUGGGUAGCCCCACAGAGACAGCUUUACUAGAGUUUGCGUUGUCACUAGGUGGAGAUUUUAAGGCAAAACGUGAUGAAACUAAGAUUGUGAAAAUGGAGCCUUUUAAUUCAACAAAAAAGAGGAUGAGUGUCAUUCUUGGGCUUCCUGGAGGAGGGUGCCGUGCACACUGUAAAGGUGCUUCAGAGAUAGUCUUGGCUGCCUGUGACAAAUUCCUAGAUGAGACAGGUGGUGUUCAUCCUCUGGAUAAAAUAACUACUGACAAGCUCAAUGGUAUUAUUGAUAGUUUUGCUGGUGAAGCUCUUAGGACAUUAUGCCUUGCUUAUAGGGAAAUGGAAGAAGGUUUUUCCGUCACAGAGCAUAUACCACUACAAGGGUACACAUGCAUUGGAAUUAUAGGUAUCAAAGAUCCUGUCCGUCCAGGGGUGAAGGAGUCUGUUGCUACUUGCCGGGCUUCUGGAAUUAUGGUGAGAAUGGUCACAGGAGACAACAUAAAUACAGCAAAGGCAAUUGCUCGUGAAUGUGGUAUACUUACUGAAGAUGGCAUAGCUAUUGAAGGACCGGAGUUCAGAGAGAAAAGCCUAGAUGAACUCCUUAAGCUGGUUCCAAAAAUCCAGGUAAUGGCCCGAUCAUCACCACUUGACAAGCAUACACUUGUAAAGCAUUUGCGCACAACAUUCAAUGAUGUUGUUGCUGUUACUGGUGACGGCACAAAUGAUGCUCCUGCCUUGCAUGAAGCAGAUAUUGGACUUGCAAUGGGCAUUGCUGGGACUGAGGUGGCAAAAGAGAGCGCUGAUGUUAUAAUUCUGGACGACAACUUCUCUACGAUUGUAACUGUUGCCAAGUGGGGACGAUCUGUUUACAUCAAUAUUCAAAAGUUUGUGCAGUUUCAGCUGACUGUCAAUGUAGUGGCACUUCUAGUUAACUUCUCCUCAGCCUGCUUUACAGGAAAUGCACCACUGACAGCUGUUCAGCUUCUUUGGGUUAACAUGAUCAUGGACACCCUUGGCGCGCUUGCAUUAGCCACGGAGCCACCUAAUGAUGACUUGAUGAACAGAGAGCCAGUAGGAAGGACAGGGAAAUUCAUUACAAAUGUGAUGUGGAGGAACAUUCUGGGUCAGUCUUUCUACCAGUUCUUUGUGAUGUGGUAUCUCCAAACGCAAGGGAAAAACUUCUUUGGGCUUGAAGACUCUGGUACUGAUAUUGUGCUAAAUACAAUCAUUUUCAACUCAUUCGUCUUCUGUCAGGUGUUCAAUGAGAUAAGCUCUCGGGAGAUGGAGAAGAUCAACGUGCUCAAGGGCAUGACAAGGAACUAUGUCUUCAUGGCUGUCCUCACCAGCACGGUCAUCUUCCAGUUCAUCAUGGUGCAGUUUCUAGGCGAGUUUGCCAACACCACACCCCUGACCAUACACCAGUGGCUAGCCAGCGUGCUCCUCGGUCUGGCUGGGAUGCCCAUUGCCGCCGCCGUCAAGCUGAUUCCAGUCGGCUCGUCAUGA